Molecule: messenger RNA, 1095 nt
Organism: Solanum tuberosum (potato)
Lineage: Eukaryota; Viridiplantae; Streptophyta; Magnoliopsida; Solanales; Solanaceae
Product: zinc finger protein ZAT9-like
Exons: 3
Coding region: 1-1095 (364 amino acids)
Source: RefSeq, a predicted model, not a curated record
AUGGAAGCUGAAGAUGAUCAAGAAAAUAAUGGAUCUUGUGAAAAAGGUUUAUCUUCAAGUAACUUUAAGGUGAAGAUAAAUCUUAAGCUCAAGAAAAACAAAGAUGAAAGUUGCGGAGAUGAGGAUGUUCGUGAAGAGAAAAACUUGUUGUUGAUGAAGCAAAAGAAAGAUCAUAUAUGUUGUGAGUGUGGAAAAGAGUUUAGCUCAGGAAAAGCUUUAGGUGGACAUAUGAAAGAAGAAGAGAUAGGAGAUGUGGUAGUAAGUUGUGAAAUUUGUCAUAAGAAUUUUCCAUCUAAGAAAUCUUUAUUUGGACAUAUGAGAUGUCAUCCUGAUAGAGAAUGGAGAGGUAUGAAACCCCCUAGUAAAAAAAUAUCGAAAAAUAAGGGUUUUCGAGCUACUUUUGAGGAUGUGAAUGAGGGUUUUGAGGAUUGUUUUGCUAGUCUUCGAGAUGAAGAAGAAGAAGAAGGAGGAGGAAUUCAUUUUAAUGUGGUUGAACUACCUCCUUUGAAGGAUUGGGGUGCGAAGGAUAGACGAGGGAGAUCCCCUCUCAAGAGGAGUGUAAGUAGUACUAUAAUGGAUGAUGAUAAGGAGCUACAUGACGCGGUUCAACAGCUUAUAAGUUUAGUCAAUGGAGACGUGAACAAUAACAACAACAACAAUAAUAGGUCAGAGGUCAUGAUGAGUAGUAGCAAUUCAGUUGGUAGUGCUCCUAAAGAAGCUGCUUUUCGCGAUUUGAAGGAUAAAUCUAAGAAAAAGGGGGUUGUUGAUGGUACUAAAGAAAAGAAUCGCGAAGAAACCAAGAAGAGGAAGAGGGAGAAAGAGCUAGUCAAAUUGGAACCGGGCCAGGAUUUGGUCCACAGCCCAGUUCUCAAGAAAUCAGUGGAGGUCAAAUACAAAUGUAAUGAGUGUGGGAGGAUGUUUGCGACUCAUCAAGCACUAGGUGGUCACAGAUCGAGUCAUAACAAGUUCAAGAUCAGUAUUGAAAACACGAUCGAUGGAAUUAAGGAUGAAAAUAAAGAUGUUAAGACAACCUUGCCACAAACUGAUUCAGAUAUGCUUGAUGAAGAUGAUCAUGAUGUGUUGGAUAUGCCAUAG